Galendromus occidentalis (western predatory mite) is the source of this 1509-nucleotide messenger RNA. Its product is annotated as protein daughterless-like. Lineage: Eukaryota; Metazoa; Arthropoda; Arachnida; Mesostigmata; Phytoseiidae. Gene Ontology annotation, cellular component: transcription regulator complex; chromatin. Gene Ontology annotation, biological process: regulation of transcription by RNA polymerase II. Gene Ontology annotation, molecular function: DNA-binding transcription factor activity, RNA polymerase II-specific; RNA polymerase II cis-regulatory region sequence-specific DNA binding; protein dimerization activity. Bases 1 to 1509 code for a protein of 502 amino acids. The transcript is spliced from 3 exons. The record is from RefSeq and is a predicted model, not a curated record.
AUGCACAGAGUGGGCCCAAUGGAUCUUCCACCUCCUCCGCCCCUUCAGCCGAUUCAAUCUUUGCCUCCGUUGGCUCAACAAACAAGCGACAUGGCCACCACGCAAUUAUUGUCCGGCUUUUUCAACGAAUACUCCUCUACAGCAACCCUCGGCUCCAGUCAAUCGGGUUACGCCGACUUCGGGACUAUGUUGAACAAGGGCCAGUACACAUCGCCGGUCGACUACUUCGACAACUCACCCGGUCCUAGCGAGGGCCAUUGGGAGCCCAAGUAUUACGGGGGGAGCCUACCCCCACCUCCUCCGCUGCACCACGAGCAGCCCCAGCCCCAUCAGUAUUCCGGAUUGCCCCCGAUGUCGAGUUUCAAUGAAUACCCGCCCCAUUCACCUCAGAUGACUCCGAUUUCGGCGCAAUCCUCCCCGCUGCCCCUGUCGGCUGCGCAGGUCGGCAGCGGUACAAACAUGCCCAAUAAACUUUAUGUAGACUACGGGGCUCCCAACGUGUCCCCACCCCCUAGCUGGUCUCAGCCGCCACAGCAGAGAAUGCACGUCCCUUACGGUCCGACUGAUAGCGCCGUGCCCACAGGAAACGAAUUAGUUCCGAACCACGUAGGCGUUAUCAUGGAAGAACGCCUCGAUGAUGCUAUGAACGUAUUAAGGAAUCUUGCCGAAGCGACGAGUCCCCAACAUCCCCCGCCGCAGUACCCAAUGAGUCCCAAUUACGCUGGAGCGAGUAGCCCGAUCGAAUUGAAACCGCCCGCCUAUCCCGGAACCGGUCUCAAGGUCGAGGUUAAGGAGGAACCUGGAGCGAAACGUUCGAAAACCUCUAGCCCCGCCCUAACCCCGACUUCUCCAAGUUCAGCGAAUGUCAAAGUUGCCAAGCGGCAAAGACCUGCGCCCGUGGCGACGAAGGCCCUCACCGUCGCGAACGUCAACUGGGCGUCAGGGACAAACUCAAACUCGGCCUUGGGUCCCGGCUCGAACUCCGGGGGCGAUGCGUUUUCCGUCUCCGACGACGGACUGGACGAUGAUCCUGAAACUAAGGCAGAAAGAGAACGUGGCCGACGGCAGGCAAAUAAUGCACGCGAAAGAAUUCGUGUGCGAGAUAUCAAUGGUGCUUUCAAAGAGCUGGGUAGAAUGUGUAUGCUUCAUUUGAAGUCGGACAAGGCCCAAACCAAGCUCGGUAUACUUCAUCAGGCAGUUGAAGUUAUAACCUCUCUGGAACAGCAAGUCCGCGAACGGAACCUCAACCCUAAGGCAGCUUGCCUCAAACGACGUGAAGAUGACAAGAAUGACGAACCGCGACCUCCCCCUCAACAUCUCCUUGGAGGAGGACCGAUGACGGAAUCUCCGAUGUCGAAUUGCCCGACACCUUCGUGGCUCGACUAUGGAGCUAGCCCGCAAGCCACCGGUGCGGACUCCAAGCAACACCCUCACGCGAUGCUUGGCGUCUCUCCGGGUGCUAACACUGCGAAUAGCCAAAUGCCUCAUCAGGAUCCCAACAGUAUUUAG